Molecule: messenger RNA, 3304 nt
Organism: Cloeon dipterum
Lineage: Eukaryota; Metazoa; Arthropoda; Insecta; Ephemeroptera; Baetidae
Product: TAR DNA-binding protein 43-like
Exons: 5
Coding region: 135-1712 (525 amino acids)
Biological process (GO): regulation of gene expression
Cellular component (GO): nucleoplasm; chromatin
Molecular function (GO): RNA binding
Source: RefSeq, a predicted model, not a curated record
GCCCAUUCCAAACUUGUAUGGAACGAGAAACGUGAAAUUGGUUCAGUUCAGAUGGGAAUGUUUGGCUUGGAGUAAAUGGACGCUGAAUGAGGAAAGAAUUUUGAGUGCGUGUGGUUCGGUUGAGCUCGGAAGAUAUGACUACAUAUUUGCAAGUGGCCGAAGAUGACGGCGAAGAGCCCAUCGAGCUGCCCACCGAGGACGACGGCACUUUGCUGCUGUCCACUCUGGCCGCUGCCUACCCUGGCACUUGUGGUCUCAAGUAUCGCAACCCUGAUUCCCGUGCCAUGCGAGGCGUCCGCCUCGUCGAGGGCAGGUUGCACGCACCCGAGACCGGCUGGGGCAACUCGAUAUAUUUCUGCGUCUUCCCCAAAGUGAUUUCAACUCAUCCCUUUACAGCAGAGAACAAGAGAAAAUCGGAUGACCACCUAGAGAAUUCCACAGCGAAAACGAAACGCAUGGAAUCAAAGCAAAAGUGCUCAGACCUGAUUGUUUUGGGCCUGCCUUGGAAAACGACAGAGCAGCAGUUGAGAGAGUAUUUUGAGGCCUAUGGUGAAGUCCUUAUGGCACAGGUUAAAAAGGACUCAAAAACAGGCCAGUCCAAGGGUUUUGGUUUCAUUCGUUUUGCAAGUUAUGAAUCACAGAUGCGAGUACUAGCUCAACGACACAUGAUUGAUGGACGCUGGUGUGAUGUCAAAAUACCAAAUUCUAAGGAGGGCCAAGUUCAGCAAGUGCCGUGCAAAGUUUUUGUCGGUCGGUGCACAGAAGACAUGCAGGGUGACGACCUGCGCGACUACUUCUCCAAAUUCGGCGAGGUGACGGACGUCUUCAUCCCCAAGCCCUUCCGGGCGUUCGCCUUCGUCACCUUCCUCGACCCCGAGGUGGCCCAGAGUCUGUGCGGCGAGGACCACAUCAUCAAGGGGGUCUCUGUCCACGUGAGCAACGCCGCUCCAAAAACUGAUCCCUCCAGAGUCGGAGCCAGCGGCCGCGCGCCGGUCGACCGGAUAGGCGGCCCGUACGGCGGCAACAUGGGCGGCGGAGGAGGAGGAGGUGGCGGCAGAGGCACCGAACACAAAGCGCUGCCGGGUCCCGCAGGACCCUACGGACAGGGACCAUACGGAGGCUCUGUAACCGCCAUUGGAGUCGGUGGCACCGCCGGAGGAGGCUGGGGACAGGCGCUCCCUGGAAGCAGAGCCAACCUCGACAUGCCGAAUCUUCAGGCAUUGGGUAUAACAGGAGGCAUUGGCGCAACCGGCGGAGGUCAGGGUCCCCCGGGAGCCACUCAGGGCAUGAACAACCCCAUGGGCAUGGGGACGCUCAACCUCGGCACCCUGCCGAUGAAUCCAGCCAUCGUGGCUGCCGCGUUAAACCAAGCAGCCGCUGGCUGGGGCAUCAUCGGCAAUCUGCAGAGCGCGCAGGGCGGCCAGGACAACGGCCCAACGCAGGGCUUUGGCAACCCGCAGCAGUUCGCUGGGGGCGCCAGCGCGCAGGGGGGCAACCAGGCAGUGCAACCAGCCAACGUGCCCCCGGGACAAAGUGGCAACGCCGGCACGCCGAACCAGGGCGCCGGCGGCUCCAGCUUCCUCGGUUGGAUGAAUCAGGGUGGCGGUGGCGCCGAGAACCCCGGCGGCCCCAACACAACCAACCAGGGUCCUGGCGGGGCCUCGUGGCCUCAGCGGGAUAAGGGAGGGAGUUAUCUCAAGUACGACGUGUAGACAAACCCGUCGUCGAGUGGGGUCUCUAAAAGGCUUUCAAAACGCCCGCACGCUCUCCCGAAAGGCAUGAUUCUGCUAAUAUUGUUUGCGCAAUGGACGGGUUAGCUGAUUUAUCGUCGUCAGCCAAUUGUUCGUACACGUUGACUAGUUAUUUCUUGCAAAAUUAUUAUUAUACACUCUACGGUUAUUACAAAUAUGUCAGAAUCAUUGUGCGUUGGUUGUGGGGAGCUUGUGGAUUUUCUUAUGUUUGUCUCUGAAAAAAUGUUAGAGAAAGUAACUCUAUUAUUUAUUAUGGAUUGAUUUUGAGUUUGUGAAAAUUUGCAGUGCAUUUUAGGGCGUGAGAACAUAAUUAUUAAUCACUACCUAGACAUACAUUCACACAUACAACAUACACGUCACACACACACACACACGAAGAGAGCAAUUAAUAUUGUAACAUAUAACGGAAGUUGACAAAUCUCACUGUUAUUUUUAUGCUGCACACACAUUGUAUCAUCAAAAUUUCUGAUUGAGGAAUUCCGCUUCCUCAAAAUAUUGGGCGACUAGUUCCCUAUCUUGCUUUUGAGUCUAUAUUACUUUUGGACUGUGAUUUUUGCUUUAACAUUAAUCCAAGCGUUUCAGUCUGCAUCUGAGUUUGAUGAUUUUUUAGCUGCCUGUAGAGAAGUGUACGGGAAGUGGUGAAAGCCUUUAAAAUGCCUUUUCUAAAAAACAAAAACUCUCUGUCCGCUGUUUUACCCCUGACGAGAAAAUAUUAUGGAAAUUGUAAACCCCGUUUAUGGUUUUUUGAGUGUUGUUUGAAUGGGCCGAGCGCUCAUCCCCGCAUAACACCCCUUUUGCGACCUCAGCAUUACUUUUUGUUGUCAUUUUCGCGCCAUCUGUUACGAGACGGACACAACCACACGAUUUUUCGCAUACUGUCCAGCUGUAGCGCAUUCACGCCGCCGAGUUUCCAUCACCCUAUCUCUUUCAUGUUAACAAAUUACGGUUUGAUUUUUGCCUGCAAAACCGCUGUUAAAGGCUAACGAAUCCAGCAUCGAAUUUUUACGGAGCGACCUGAUCAACGAGGCGCAUAGUUUGCAAAAUUUAGUCUUUAAAAAGAAAAGGAAAAAGUUAAAUAUUAAAAGGAAAAAAACAAAGAGAGAAAACACCUUUGAAGAUGAUCAUUCAAUAGAAGGAAAGCUAACUAUAUAAAGGAGCAAGAAUUAAAUUGACAUCGUUUAAUAUUUUGAAUCCUUCAUUAUCAAAGUUGUUUCAACGGGUGGGGGUUGCCUGAAUUUUUCUUUUGAUUAAGUUUGAAGCAUCAGUGUUUGACCCUGAAUUAUAUAAAUAUAGUAUAUAUUCAAAUGUAUUUGUUGAUUUAAAUGAGCACAUGGAAGAAACACAACAGAAGAAAAAGUGUUCGGGUGCUUGUGGCGUGGGAGUCGUGUGUGAGAUGUAAUGGUUUGUAUUUAAUGAUUGAUAUGGGAUUCAAGUGAAGGCGUAAAUCUUAAUUAUGACAUGUACUAACAAUACUCUUAUUAUAGCGUGCAAGAUGUGUGAAAUUCACUUGUAUGUUUUUAAAAUCUGUAAUUUUAAUAAAGUGUAUGAAUGCA